UCUUCACCUCAAAAACUCCUUCAAGUUUCAGCAAUACAUUCUUAGGUCUUUUCAAUCCUCCUUUUCUCUCAUUUCUCAAACCCUUUUAGCUACAAUGGCUGUUCUAUCUUAUGAAUCAGAGUUCACUUCCUCCAUCCCUCCAGCAAGGCUUUUCAGGGCCUUUGUCCUGGAUGCAGACAACCUCUUUCCGAAGCUUGCUCCCAAUGCAGUUAAGUCUGUUGAAAUCAUUGAAGGAGAUGGAGGAGCUGGAACCAUUAAGAAGAUCAACUUUGGUGAAGGCAGCCACUUCAACUAUUCAAAGCAAAAGAUUGAAACAGUCGACAAAGAAAACUUUGUCUACGCCUACAGUUUGAUCGAAGGAGAUGCCUUGACAGACAAACUUGAGAAAAUCUCUUACGAGACCAAGUUUAUAGCAGCUGAUGGAGGAUCCAUUAUCAAGAGUGUCAGCAAAUACCACACGAAGACCGACCACCACGAUAUCACAGAAGACAAAAUCAAGGCAGGAAAAGAAAAGGCUGCUCAUCUCUUCAAGGUUGUUGAGAAGUACCUCCAAGAGAAUCCCGAUGCCUACAACUAAAUCAGUUUUGUUGUUCAUUGAAGUGUGAUUGCCUCUUGUUAUGCCCACAAAUAUCUUAUCUUGGUCUUUUUCAUUUUCUUUCUCUGAAUGUUGUGGUAUAAACAUUUGUAUUUCUUUUGCUACAAUCAAAUAAAAACAUAUGUUGAGUGGUCAUCAAAGA
Ziziphus jujuba (common jujube) is the source of this 737-nucleotide messenger RNA. Its product is annotated as major strawberry allergen Fra a 1.06. The record is from RefSeq and is a predicted model, not a curated record. Gene Ontology annotation, cellular component: nucleus; cytoplasm. Gene Ontology annotation, molecular function: protein phosphatase inhibitor activity; signaling receptor activity; abscisic acid binding. The transcript is spliced from 2 exons. Gene Ontology annotation, biological process: abscisic acid-activated signaling pathway; defense response. NCBI's taxonomy places the organism in Eukaryota, Viridiplantae, Streptophyta, Magnoliopsida, Rosales, Rhamnaceae. The coding region runs from base 95 to 577 and encodes 160 amino acids.